CUAGCGACCGAACUCUUCAAAACGAGGAUCCUUGAGGAAUCUCUGUCCGCCAUUUUAGAUUAUCCGUGUUGAACAAACUUACCCCGAAAUAGUUUACGGAUCCUGGCCCAUCAAUACAAAUGUCGUACCAGCAAACGCAGCCACAAAUACCAGGGCUUCCUCAAAUGAAUAUUCCGCCAUUGGGGCUGAAUCUACCGCCUGGAAUGCCGGCUGUUAGUGGCCUACCCCCGGGCCUUCCUCCACCACCCGUUCCCCCAUCGUUCACCGGUCUUCCAGGCUUUGCACCUCCUCCGCCGAUGCCAGCUACAUUAACAGCUGCUCCAAAACCGUUAGUGAGCACGAAACCACAAGGUCUUAUGGGAAAUGCUCCUCCAGGAAUGACACCCAUCUCCCAGUUGCCACCGACCACUAGUGCAACUAUAUCAGCCAAAAGCCAGCCGUACAGGAAGACUGGUCUUUUGAAUACACCCAAAGAUGGAAAAGAGCAACAGAAUCAAACACCGAACCCUACAACCACAGUGUUUGUGGGGAACAUUACAGAGCGUGCCUCGGAUGCAAUGAUAAGACAAAUAUUAAUGAAAUGUGGAAUAGUUGUGAGCUGGAAGCGUGUUCAAGGGGCAAAUGGCAAAUUACAAGCAUUUGGUUUCUGUGAGUACUCCGACCCUGAAGCAAGUCUGAGAGCUAUUCGACUUCUACAUAACUUACAAGUUGGCGACAAAAGCCUGGUGGUCAAAGUUGAUGCCAAGACAAAGACCUUGCUUGACGAGUAUAAAGCAAAGAAAAAAGAAGAUAGAAAAGGAGAGAAGAAGCGAGAGGAUGGUGAGGCGGAUGAUGAUGAUGAUCUAGACGAUGCCACACUGAAAGAAGAUCAGAGAUGCAAGAGAACCCUAGACAGUCUUCUAGCAGACAAUGCAAAUACACUUAGCGGCAAGUUUGACCCAUCAUAUGUCAGGCCCUCUCAUAGUGGUAAAGAGGAAAACCUUGAUGGCCUGGAUAUGGACAAUGCCAAGAAAUCCCUGGUGUCCAAGGAGAUCCGUAGCUUCAGGGAUUCCUACCGAAAAGAAGAUAAAAAACGAGAAGAAGAAAAGAAAGACAGAGACAAGGACAAGGAUAGAGAGGACAGGAAGUCGUCAUCAUCACGGGAAUCCAAACGAGAGAGACGCAGUGAAGAGCGUGAGAAAAGACCUAGAUCAAGGGAGCGAGAGAGAUCACGUGACAGAGAAAGGUCUCGUGAUCGUGAGCGUGACAGGACUCGUGAGAAAAGUCCCGAGCGUGAGAAGGAUCGUGACAGGGAUUUGGACGAGGAGGAAUUGGCUGAGAAGCGUCGGCAGGAAAGGAAGCUUCGGGAACGAGAUCAGGCAUACUAUGAAAGGUUAAAGGUGUGGGAGCAGCGUGAACGUAAGAAGGCGCGAGAGUACGACAGAGAACAAGAAAAAGAGCAGGAGAUAAAGGAUGAACAGGCACGAGAGAGAAAACACCUCUUGGAAUUCCUAGAAGACUAUGAUGACAACAGAGAUGAUCCCAAAUAUUACAAGAGCAGUUCGAUGAACAGACGGCGUCGUGACCGCGAGGCCGAGAUGGAGUCAGAUGAACGGGAUCGUCAACGAGAGCUGGAGGAGAUCGAGGAAAUUCGUAAACGGCUUGUAGACAUGCCCGCUGAGGAUGACAAUGAGCCGAUGCAAGUAUCUCGAGAAAGUGAACGAGAGGAAGAAGAUUCUAGUGAUGGAUUUAAACCCAAACUACAACCGACUUUUCAGCCUGCUCCCGCUCAUAUCGAGACAGCACCAAAAGUGCGUUCUCCCAGUCCAGACCUUACUCCGGUUCAACCAGUGGCAGGUCCUCCUCCGAAAAGAUCACAUCACGACUCAGAGAAUGGGAUGGACUCUGAGUCAGAACCACCUGCCAAGAAGACCUUUGGCUUCGAAAUGAAAUUAUCUUCGAACCUGCCUGUGGCAGGCGAUCGUAAAAAGCUGGAAGCAGUAUUUGGUGAGGGUGAUGAGGAAGCAAGCCAGGAACCAUCUGGCCGCCGCAAGCUGGUCCCCCUCGACUACGAAGAGGAAUCCGGUAACGCAGAAUCACAGAGCGCAGAGGAUAAGAAACGCUCUAUAAAAUCUCUCAUUGAACGCAUUCCCACCGCUAAGGACGAGCUAUUUGCAUAUAACCUCGAGUGGAGCAUCGUCGAUCAGACAUUAGUAGAACGAAGGAUACGGCCCUGGAUCAACAAGAAGAUUGUAGAAUACAUCGGUGAGGAGGAGCCCACGCUAACAGAAUUUAUAUGUUCAAAGGUUUUAUCGGGAAGCCCUCCAAAAAGUAUAUUAGAUGACGUAUCCAUGGUGCUGGAUGAGGAAGCUGAAGUGUUUGUUGUGAAGAUGUGGAGACUGCUGAUCUACGAGACAGAGGCCAAAAAGAUUGGGUUGGUCAAGUAGAUGAUAGCUAUACACACACAUGCACUCACUCCAUCAUAAUGGGCUGGUCCCACGCAUGGGACCCCAAACUACCACUGGGACAUCGGACAGCUAGACACUGGACAUAUUACCAGACAGUUGGACAAUACCGCAUACAGUCAGAAGCAAGACAUGAUACCAGUCAGACUUGAUAGAACACUGCCGGACAGCCAUUAGAACACACCAACAGACAGCCAGACACAGGACACAUUACCGGACAGCUAGACACAAUAGAACUCACUGUCGGACAGGAAGAAUAGAACACACCUUUGGACAGCUAGACAAAAUGCCUUUCUGCUGUGCAUUCAAUACAAAGGACAUAUAGAACACAAUAUUUAACUGUCUAAAGGUAAAACACACAACCCAGUGCUGGAAAGAAAAGACAGGUUGAACAUACCUUGACAGAGUGUGGCACUUUGUUAGACAGUCAGCUACAGUAGAAUGAUAGACAGCUGCACAGUCACCGCAAGUACCACAUCGUGCUAGCCACAAUAGACAAGUCUUAUGUAUGCUGUAAAUAAUAGGCUUCGUGGCAACGGAACCUGUGAAAAACAUGAUACAGGAACUGAUUGUCCUUAAUAUGCUUUCGCUCCAAGAGCUUUCCGCCCUGGUACCAAUACAAGACUGGGUAACAUUUCCCUUUUUUUAUAUCCAAUUGAGUGGAUAUGAUGCGAAGCAUAUACCUGAUCCGACAUUAAUUGGCGCUAUAUCUUAUUGGUAUUUUUCAGAAUAUGAAAUCGUAGUUUUGAGAUAGUCUAGUCUAUUUUAAUGUGAUGUAUUAAGUCAUCCUUGCUUGGUUUAUUUCUCAUGCUUUGUAAAUUUUACUGUAUGAAAUUUAUUCAAUAAAACAUCAUUUUACAUAG
Nematostella vectensis (starlet sea anemone) is the source of this 3307-nucleotide messenger RNA. Its product is annotated as RNA-binding protein 25. Gene Ontology annotation, cellular component: spliceosomal complex. Gene Ontology annotation, molecular function: mRNA binding. The record is from RefSeq and is a predicted model, not a curated record. Lineage: Eukaryota; Metazoa; Cnidaria; Anthozoa; Actiniaria; Edwardsiidae. The coding region runs from base 120 to 2426 and encodes 768 amino acids. The transcript has 19 exons. Gene Ontology annotation, biological process: mRNA processing; regulation of alternative mRNA splicing, via spliceosome.